Molecule: messenger RNA, 625 nt
Organism: Funneliformis caledonium
Lineage: Eukaryota; Fungi; Glomeromycota; Glomeromycetes; Glomerales; Glomeraceae
Source: the annotation of a GenBank genome assembly
AUGGCGACUCUCGAACGAGUUGAACAAGAGUUAGAAGACGCGAAGAAAAGGUUUUAUAUUGUUAAAGAGAGGUUGGAUAGACUGGAGGAACUGAGGAGUGGAACGGCACAGCCUAGGUGGAAUGGCGAGCAGGCGAACUUGGAGAGGAAAGAAGAGAGUCUGGAGGCGGAGAAAAAGCAAUCUACGAAGCGGGCUUAUGAUCAAGCAGAUCUAGUCGAUAAUAGUUAUUUGAUCUGUAAUGGUCUCUUACAAAAAUUCGAAACAAUCCCAACUCAAGUGAACGAUCUUCAAUCCCUUAUUAAUGUACCGCUGCUUCGAAAAUUAACCGUAACCUCUGACGAAGAAAUAAUGUAUCCUGAGCUAAGUGAUUAUGUAUGUACAAGGGAAGAAGAACGUCGAAGUACUAUAGCAAAGAAUAUCAGCAGCGCAUUAGCCAGUUCAAUUGAUAGGGAAUUUUCAGGCAAUAAAUCGGAAAGUAUGCUGCACUAUCCCCUGGAUUCUAUGAUUAGAGUUCCGCUUGAGACUUUUUGUAGAUUUCUUGGUAACGUUCUACCCAUUGAAAUUGAUCGGGACAAGGCAGAUUCAGGAACAACAACGAUUGGCACUAAAAGGCCCGAUUUUCUUU